This is a messenger RNA of Phytophthora sojae, 177 nucleotides long. RefSeq lists its product as hypothetical. The transcript has a single exon. Lineage: Eukaryota; Oomycota; Peronosporomycetes; Peronosporales; Peronosporaceae. The annotation marks the transcript as partial. The record is from RefSeq and is a predicted model, not a curated record.
UUCAACGAAAUUGUCCACAAGCUGUGGGAAGCUUAUGUGCCCCGUGUGAAAACCUGGUCUACGGAGACGCCCGAAGCUGCUGAGUGGGCCAAGGUGAUGCAGUUUAAGCUGAAGAAGCAUGUUGUUGUCAACACGACACUUCAACAUGAGAAAUACAUUGUGAUUGGUCUAAAGUAG